AUGCAUGAGCAAUACAGAGUAGACCCAGAGCAAAUACCAGCCAUAGACCCCGGAGAUGAACUGCAAGAACUAAAAGUAUCUCUUCAACUUCUUCAGAAUUUUAACUAUUCACAACUAGAUCUUAAAAAACUGACCACGUAUGGAUUCAAUACCGGUGCCAGUAGAAGCUUGGGCAAGGAGAGAAGUGUGCCAGAUACCAGACAUAAAAUGUGUCUUAAUAAAUUUUACCCAAAAAAUCUACCAACUGCCAGUGUUAUUAUUUGCUUCCAUAAUGAAGAAUUUUAUGCCUUGUUUCGAACAAUAUUGAGUGUGAUAAACCUCACCCCACACCACCUCCUGGAAGAAAUUAUUUUGGUAGAUGACAAGAGUGACUUCGAUGAUCUGAAAGAAAACCUAUACUACCAGCUGGAUGAUUAUCGGGAAAAGGUUAAAUUAGUAAGAACAAACAUAAGACAGGGAUUGAUCCGAGCGAGGAUGAUCGGAGCAAGUCGUGCUACAGGGGAUGUUCUGGUAUUCCUGGAUAGCCACUGUGAGGUGAACAGAAUGUGGCUGGAACCAUUGCUCCUUGCUAUCUCCAAAAAUUCAAAAAUGGUGGUCUGUCCUUUGAUAGAUGUUAUUGAUGAUUUAACUCUGCAAUACAAACCUUCUCCUCUUGUAAGAGGAAUUUUCAACUGGGAUCUACAAUUUAAAUGGGAUAACGUUUACUCCUAUGAGAUGGAAGGGCCAGAAGGACUCACUGGACCCAUCAGGUCACCUGCAAUGGCUGGAGGAAUUUUUGCUAUACACAAGCAUUAUUUUAACAGUAUUGGACAGUUUGACAAAGGCAUGGAACUCUGGGGAGGAGAAAAUGUGGAACUUUCACUAAGGAUCUGGAUGUGUGGAGGCCAACUCUUCAUACUCCCAUGCUCUCGAGUAGGGCACCUCACUAAAGGAUAUCUCUAUAGGGAUUGGAGGUUAACUAAAGCCCUUUUAUACAACAAUCUGAGACUGACAUAUGUUUGGCUGGAUGAUUAUAAGGAACAAGUAUUUGUAAACAAUCCUGGUCUGAAAUUCGCAAACUAUGGAAACAUUAGUGAGCGUAUCGAAUUAAGGAAACGAUUGGGUUGCAAGUCAUUCCAGUGGUAUUUGGACACAGUCUUCCCAGAGUUGGAGCCAUCUCCGAACAAAUUAAUGGAGGCAAGCCAAUGA
Messenger RNA from Elephantulus edwardii (Cape elephant shrew), 1188 nucleotides. RefSeq names its product UDP-N-acetyl-alpha-D-galactosamine:polypeptide N-acetylgalactosaminyltransferase-like 5 (gene GALNTL5). NCBI's taxonomy places the organism in Eukaryota, Metazoa, Chordata, Mammalia, Macroscelidea, Macroscelididae. Gene Ontology annotation, biological process: spermatid development. The coding region runs from base 1 to 1188 and encodes 395 amino acids. The transcript is spliced from 8 exons. The record is from RefSeq and is a predicted model, not a curated record. Gene Ontology annotation, cellular component: Golgi apparatus.